UGUGACUGGCGAGCCAUUCUGUCAGUCGUAGGAUGCGGUGCAGCCUGAUGUCUGGCAACCGCGACUCGCACAAUCAGACCCACUCUCUAUUAAAUGUUUUGCUGUCCUUAUGCUGCAACGCCGAUGAAUUCGUAAACAGCAUUGAUCUGACCAAUCGCGCGAAACUCCGAGUCGUCCAGUUCUACAAUUCAAUUGCUUCUUCCCAUAUUGAUACAUCGUUCCAAUGAGCAUUAAAAAUAAAAUUUAUGAGUCCAAUUCCAACUAGGCCUUUCGCCCUUUCAUUUUAAACAAAAAUUUACAGUGCGCGCGCACGCAGUCGACUCCAACAGCCAACUUUCAGUAUAAGGCAUUCAUCCCUAUUCGGAUGACGUAUCCCUCCACCAGCGUCCGGCCGCCAGUGAUCGAGUCGGCUCAGCGGCGCAUUUCGCAAUUGCAGAGUCGCAGGCGGCGUACUUACUACAGUCGGCAGAGAGCGACGCGCUUUACACUAGCAUUACUCUGCACGCCACACUCCUGAGUCUGUACAACUACGUCGCUUCUCGAGCAUAAUAUAACUGCACACUCGUAUAUAUUUCCUUAGAAUGUCAACGUUCAAUCUCUAUUUGUGAUAUUUAACUCCAUGCAAAUAGUUAUCAGGCAAAUCUUGCUUCGAUAUUGCGUGCUUGCCUACGCUCUGUGAUAACUAGUGACUUACCGAGUCCCUGUGUGUGUGCGCGCGCGCGUGUGUGAGUGCGUGGGUGUGCAUGAUCCUAUCGCGUGUGCAACGCACUGCAACGUGCACAUCGUAGCACGUCGCAGGCGGCUUACUCGCAUCUCUCGUGCUUCUUUGUGCGCGAUCAAAACACCGGCCGCUUUUCACGCUUCUUCAACACGUUGCUCCGAAUCCUCGCCUCGGGAAUCACCAUCGGCAUGGCCUCGACCGAACAAAUUGGCUUGAAUAAGACUUGGGAGUUGUCCUUGUACGAGCUGCAUCGCACUCCCCAGGAAGCCAUAACUGACAGCACCGAAAUAGCUGUCAGUCCCAGAAGUCUUCAUAGCGAGCUUAUGUGUCCCAUCUGUCUCGACAUGCUCAAGAAGACAAUGACGACGAAAGAGUGCCUGCAUCGAUUUUGUUCCGAUUGUAUCAUUACUGCGCUUCGCAGUGGCAACAAAGAGUGUCCCACUUGUAGAAAAAAACUCGUAUCCAAACGCUCGCUCCGGCCGGAUCCGAAUUUUGAUUUGCUCAUUUCUAAAAUCUAUCCAAGUCGAGACGAAUACGAAGCUCACCAAGAGCGAGUUCUGGCUCAACUCAAUAAUUCGCACUCCCAAGCUGCUCUUGUCAACUCUAUCACUGAAGGUAUCAAACUUCAAAGUCAGAAUAGGCCUCAGCGCUCGAGAAAAAAUGCCGGCGAUGCAGACGUACCUACCGCGUCGGCUAAUUUCAAUAACAAUCGAUCUCUCAAUCAAACUUCCAAUGCUUCCACAAAUAACAAUCAAUUGGAAAGUCCACAGUCUAAUGGUCCAUCUAGAGAUAACCACUCCAAUAAUUCCAAUGGCUUAUCACAGCCAGUGGCCAGCCCUGCCGUAUCUGGAGCAGCUUCAAGAAAUUCUAUGACGCCGUCACCAGUUCCAUCCAAUUCUAAACACUUCAAGCAGUCAAAUAGUUUUCAGAAUUCAGAAAAUGAUUCAUCUAGUGCUGAAGCUGAAACAGGUGGUAAAGAUUCUAUGGUUGAUACAGAAGGAGAAGGAUCAAGCGAUCCACUCAUGCCAAAUGAAAUAGAAUUAGUCUUCAAACCUCACCCUACUGAAAUGGCUAGCGACAAUUCCCUUAUAAAAGCUUUGAAAGAAAAUUGCAUUAGGUAUAUUAAAACAACAGCUGAUGCCACAGUGGAUCAUCUGAGUAAAUACUUGGCUAUGAGGUUGACUUUAGAUUUAGAUACUGAAAUGCUGUCUGAAUCUGAAAGACUAUUAAACUUUUGCAUUUAUAUAGCUCCAACACCAGGCCAACUAGUGGUUUUGAGUGGUUCACAGACUCUUCGUCAAGUAAAUGAUAAAUUUUGGCGUGUUAAUAGACCUUUGGAAAUGUAUUAUUCAUGGAAAAAAACGUAGGCCCAUGUUAAAUUUAUCAGUAUUUUAAACUAUAGCUUUAGAUUUUGAAAUGAAUCUUUAAUUUUUAUUUUUUUUUUAUGUAUUUCAUAAGUAAAUUUAAAAAUUUUAAUUAGUACUACUUUUAAUGAUUAGAAUUUUGUCAUGACAUAAAAGUGAUUUUUAUCAAAUGAAGAACAUGCUGAAACAUAAUGAUUAUACAUCAAUAAAACAAAUAUUUUUUAGACGA
Messenger RNA from Trichogramma pretiosum, 2314 nucleotides. RefSeq names its product E3 ubiquitin-protein ligase RING1 (gene Sce). Gene Ontology annotation, molecular function: ubiquitin protein ligase activity; chromatin binding. The record is from RefSeq and is a predicted model, not a curated record. The transcript is spliced from 4 exons. Gene Ontology annotation, cellular component: ubiquitin ligase complex; PcG protein complex. The coding region runs from base 910 to 2088 and encodes 392 amino acids. NCBI's taxonomy places the organism in Eukaryota, Metazoa, Arthropoda, Insecta, Hymenoptera, Trichogrammatidae.